AUGUUUUUUGUAUUGAUUCUGUCCGCAGUUUUCGCAGUAUUAGCAGUGAAUUUAUGGAGAGCAAGACAGCGACUUCCUAAAGGUCCCUCACCUCUCCCUCUGAUCGGCAACCUUCACCAACUCGUUUACACAUGCUGGAAAGCUGGAGGAACUGUCGGCGGCUUCAAUGAGUUUCGAAGAGAAUUUGGAAACGUUUUCACAAUCUGGAUGGGUCCUAUACCUACAGUACAUAUUACUGACUUUGACGUGGCACAUGAGACUCAUGUCAAAAGAGCCAAUACUUUUGGAGUACGGUGGGCGAAUGGAGGAAUGAAUUAUAUCAGAGAAGGACGAGGAAUUAUUGCGUCGAAUGGAGAAUUUUGGCAGGAACACAGAAGAUUCGCGUUGAAGACGUUGAGAGAUUUCGGAUUGGGCAGAAAUAUCAUGGAGGAGAAGAUUAUGGAGGAGUAUAAUUAUCGGUUAAAACUUGGGUUUGAAAAAAAAACUGAAACCCUUUUCAGAUUCCAAGACUACAAAAAGAACAAUUUCAAGAAUGGUGGAAUUGAAGUGCACGCUUCUUCAUGUUUCGAUCUUCUAGUCGGAUCCAUCAUUAACACAUUGUUGGUAUCCGAGAGAUUCGAACAGGAUGAUGAAGAUUUUGAAAAGAUGAAGUUGAACUUGGCCAAGACUUUAGAAAAGGUGUCGAUAUUUGAUGCUUUUACUCCAUUGGCGGUGUUCAAAUCAGAUUUGUGGAAAUGGAGAACCAAGAAGAUUUUUGGACCUUUUGAUUUUAUUUUUGGCAUGGUCCAAAAGGGGAUUCAGAAGAGGGUGGAUGCUAUCGCUAGCGGAAAACAUAUCAUUAGCGAGGAAGGUGAAGAUUUUGUGGAUGCGUUUUUAAUCAAGAUGGAGAAAGAUAAAAAGGAUGGAGUGAAGGAUUCGACGUUCACUCUCGAGACCCUUGCAAUUGACUUGUAUGAUUUAUGGCUAGCCGGUCAGGAGACGACAUCAACAACUUUGACAUGGGCGUGCGCCUGUCUUCUCAACCACCCUGAAGUCGUUGCUGAAUUGAGAAGUGAAUUAGUUGGAAUUACUGGAGGGACCAGAGGAUUGUCAUUGACUGAUAAACCAAACACGCCGUAUUUGAAUGCUACGGUUAAUGUGAGUAAAAAAGUGUCAGAAAUUCAACGCAUUGCUUCUAUCCUCAACACCAACCUAUUCCGUGAACUGGAAGAGGAUACCGUAAUCGAUGGCCAACCUGUGUCCGCUGGCGCCGUGGUCACCACACAAAUGUCUCUUCUUCAUACCAAUGAAGCCGUCUUCAAAAAUCACACAGUAUUCGAUCCUAGCCGAUUCAUAGAAAACAACAAUUUGGAGAAAACUUUGAUUCCGUUUGGAAUCGGAAAGCGAGCGUGUCUUGGAGAAUCAUUGGCCAGAGCAGAGUUGUAUUUGGUAGGUUCAAUGCUCAUCACUGGAAAUCUUGUGUUGGACUACAAUUUUGAACCAGUUGGAACGAAGCCAGAAAUCAAGACGCUGUCUCCAUUUGGAUUGAUGAAAAGACCACCGAACUAUAAUAUCAGAUUUGUUCCAAAAAAGAUAAUUCCAUUUGGUAUUGGAAAACGGUCCUGUCUAGGGAAGUCGUUGGCUAGAGCAGAAUUGUAUUUGAUUCUUGGAAAUCUUGUAAUGGAAUACGAUCUGGAACUAGUUGGUGAGAAACCUGAGAUCAAGACGCCUACUCCAUUUGCGUUGAUGAACAGACCACCACUUUAUGACAUUCGAUUUGUGCCAAGAAGCAAUUGA
Messenger RNA from Caenorhabditis briggsae, 1776 nucleotides. RefSeq names its product Protein CBR-CYP-34A9 (gene Cbr-cyp-34A9). Gene Ontology annotation, biological process: xenobiotic metabolic process. Gene Ontology annotation, molecular function: iron ion binding; oxidoreductase activity, acting on paired donors, with incorporation or reduction of molecular oxygen, reduced flavin or flavoprotein as one donor, and incorporation of one atom of oxygen; heme binding. The record is from RefSeq and is a predicted model, not a curated record. Lineage: Eukaryota; Metazoa; Nematoda; Chromadorea; Rhabditida; Rhabditidae. The transcript has 9 exons. The coding region runs from base 1 to 1776 and encodes 591 amino acids. Gene Ontology annotation, cellular component: cytoplasm; intracellular membrane-bounded organelle.